Messenger RNA from Salvia splendens (bonfire salvia), 874 nucleotides. RefSeq lists its product as uncharacterized. NCBI's taxonomy places the organism in Eukaryota, Viridiplantae, Streptophyta, Magnoliopsida, Lamiales, Lamiaceae. The coding region runs from base 20 to 682 and encodes 220 amino acids. The transcript is spliced from 2 exons. The record is from RefSeq and is a predicted model, not a curated record.
UACUACUAAGUUACAAAAAAUGAGCAAAAGGCCUCUCACCAUCGUCCAUGUCUCCAAUGAUCCAACUUCAGAUGGGUUGGAAAUGCAAGAGAAUAAAAGCACCCCGGUGGCCGCGGCCGUGGCAGACAAUGGGAAGAACACGAGCAUCCACGUGACGGCCCUGGACGGGAUAGUGAGCGUGAACUCGCUCUUCACGAUGGCGCUGUUCAUCGGAUUCUCCAUGACCGUCCCGGAGAACGCGACGACGGUGGGGAGCGCGUCGUGCAUAACGAGCGGGGAGACAGUGAGGAGGCUGAUCGUGUUCGAAGUGGUGUCGUUCAGCUUCUUCCUGUUCUCGUCGCUGGUGGCGCAGAGCUUGAAGCUGCAGAUCAACCUCCGCAACAGCAUGGACCCCACCGAUCCGCACAGGGCCAGCAUCAACGUGGACCACCUCAAGUACUGCCUCUCGGCCUCCGCAGUCGGAUCGGUCCUCGGGUGCACCUUCCUGACGCUGUCGAUCGUGGAUUUCAUAAGGGUCAAAUUGGGGUCGCUGUCGUGCGGCGGAAGGCCGGUGCAGGCGGUGGUGGUGCUCCUCUUAUUUGUGGGGUCGGGGCUGCUCAUUUAUGUUGUCACUGCUGCACGUGCUCUCUUUUUCGUGCAGACUCAACCCUCUCCUACUGCUACUGUUACUGCUACUACUUGACUCCAAUUCCUAACAUUGAUGAUUAUAAUACGUAAUGUUAGUUUUUAUUGUAUUCAAUUCAAUUGGUUUAGUUGCUUAGCUGUGUAAUCAAGUGUAAAGUAAUUGUCAGCUAUUAUACAAAAUUCAACUCUUGUCAUUUUUAAGAUAUAAUCAUAUCUUAUGUGAUAUAAUAACAAAUUGAAUGUGCUCGGA